Molecule: messenger RNA, 654 nt
Organism: Trypanosoma brucei brucei TREU927
Lineage: Eukaryota; Euglenozoa; Kinetoplastea; Trypanosomatida; Trypanosomatidae
Gene: Tb927.5.750
Exons: 1
Coding region: 1-654 (217 amino acids)
Source: RefSeq, a predicted model, not a curated record
AUGUCUGUAGUUGUUAGGGUGGUUGUGCGUAAUGGUUCAUAUGCUGCUCGUGGUCCGUACAAAAAUCGUAACAGCUGCAUGGCUUUUCCUCAUGUGAGUUAUCGCGUCUACAGUUCCUCUACUUCGGGGGCCCUUCGUCCCUCGUGUAGGGUGCUGCGCCCCCAAACGAUUAAACCAAAUCCGGCGCAUACCCCUAGUGGGAAGUUUGACCGUAGCUUUGAGAAACUUAGCAGCGAAAUAGAGAAUCGCAUGCCUUUUCGACAACAACAGAUAUUAUUUGGUAGCAAAUACGACCGCAACUUUGGUGAAGAGAGUCAGGAUGAAUUGAAGAAGGCAGCACAGGACGAUCUGUUCGGGCGUGAACCCGAACGCGCAGCGGCUCGGCAAGCACGCAGUUAUUUUACGGGUGAUGAUCUCUCCCCAACGGCUCUUCAUGUCAAGUCCCCGCGGCUGAAGGUUUCACAACUGCAACAUCGGCAGAAUUACGAUAAAAAUAUACUCAAGACAUCAAAGGAAGCUGAUGAUUACUACUAUCGGCGAGAGACACCGUCGGAGCGAGGGGCCCGCCGCCGUGUUUUGUACAGUGUUGCUUCAGUUGUUGGCAUUGGCGCAUGCUGGGGGACCUACUGCCUGUGUCAGUACAUGUUAGAGUAG